Messenger RNA from Cuscuta campestris, 2670 nucleotides. The record is from the annotation of a GenBank genome assembly. Lineage: Eukaryota; Viridiplantae; Streptophyta; Magnoliopsida; Solanales; Convolvulaceae.
AGCUAGUUAAUACGUACACUUAAUUCCAACAUGUUAUCAGAGCCGGUUGCUAUAGCACCAAGCAAUCACUCCUUAUCUUCAAUUUUCUCUCUGGCACCAUUACGCUUCCCAAUUCUUCUCUCCUUAUCUUCAACUUCGAUCCUAGAGAUUUCCAGCGAUGGAGUUGAAUGGCCGAUUCGCCUAUUACAUCAUGUCCCAACCGAUGCAUCUAUCUUCGCCGAUUAUCUCGCGUCGCUGAAUCGUCGCAGUACAGCUUGCUCCGGUCCGAGGCGCGGGCGGCGGCGCCGUCUCAAUCGCGACGAUUCGAGUCUUUCAGGACAAUAAAGCUCAGAUCUGGCUCGAUCGAAGUGCCAGAGGGACACCUGCCGGUGUACGUCGGAGAGGAGAUCGAGAGGUUCGUCGUGAGCGCGGAGCUCCUCAACCACCCCGUCUUGUUCGCCUCCUCAACCAGUCGGCGCAGGAGUACGGUUACAAGCAGCAAGGCGCUCUCCGGAUCCCCUGCCACCAGCCUCAGAUCCACCAAACUCGCCACAUGGGAUCUCCGUCGACUACAGAGCGUAUCCCUAUGGAAAUCAACGACAGCUGUGGUUCCGUCUUUGAAGAUCCCCUAUUAUGGGCUCUCCAUUCUUCAGGUCUCCUUCACGUAUUGAUCUCUCCAAUUGAGAUUGAGUAUCAACUUCAUUUUCAUCCUCAAUGGCAGCCCUUGAUUGCUGCAAUUCCUCUCUAAGAUUUUCAAUUUCAGCUUUAAUAGUUGGAGUUUGUUGCAAAUCUGCAUUCAUCCUUUUCAGAUUUUCAGUCAUCCCCUGAAUCUCAGUUGUGUGCUCCUGUUUAGCACCAUUUAAAAUUUUAAAUCUGCAUCUUUACAGAUUUUUUUCAUGAAGUUCUCUUAGCUUUAUUUUCAUUCUCAUAAUUUGAAUGUUCAGUUUCAAUCAUUCUCUUUCAUUUCUGUAAUUCAGAAGUUUCAUCAUUGUUCAAUUUCACUCAGUCGGUUUGAUUGAGUUUCACUCGUAUCGUUUUGAUCGAGUUUCACUUUCAUCAUCAUCCGGUUUUCGAUUGAUUUCAUCAAUUGCUUUUGUCAAUUGAUUUCAUUUCAUCUUUUGAUGUUUUCAUGUGAAUUCAUCAAUUGAUUUGUCAUCUUAACUUCAUCAUCGGUUGUGUCUCUCAAUUUCAGAACCAUGGUUUUUAGAUUUCUUGGGUUGCCAAGUCAGACGAGUUCUUUGUGACGGAAGAAAGGCAAAGAAGUUAAAAGAGAAUGGAUCUGCAGAUCCCUCUGGUGGACAUACAAUAAACAGGUUGUUCCCUCACACUUUUGGUCAGGCAUUGGCUCAUUUUCUGAGGGCAAAUGCAAAUGUCCCAGUAGCUCAGAUAAUCACAGAACAUCCAACAAUUAGGGUUGGACUUGUUUUUUGUGGUAGACAAUCUCCACGAGGACAGAAUUUCAUAUGGGGGUUGUAUGGUGCCCUCAAAGUUCACAAUUCUUAAAGUACUUUGCUUGGAUUUUUGGGUGGUUCUGAAGGUCUAUUUGCACAAAAGACACUUGAAAUCAAUGAUGACAUUCUGGAUACAUAUAAAAAUCAAGGUGGUUAUGACAUGUUGGGCAGAACUCAAGAUCAAAUUGGAACAACUGAGCAAGUAAAUGCUGCUUUGGCUGUUUGUACACCCUUAAAUUGGAUGGUCUUGUCAUCACUGGAGGUGUCAAACACAAGAUGCUGUAAGCUUCACAGAAAAGUUUGUUGUUUAGGCAUGGUCAACAAGGAUCUUAUUCAGUUGCAAGUUGAAGUUGUUCCCACCUUCAACUUGAGAUAAAUUGGUACCCAAUCGAAGAACGAGAAGAAAAAGAAAGGGAUACAUUCACUGAUUCAGGAAGAAGGCGGCGUUCGUCGACAGGGGGUAGGACGAAUGGCCAUGGUUUCAUGCAACGACAGUGCUGGGUCGAUUUGUGCUUUUGAUCAUCUUUCCAGAAUCCCAGGUUCAAUGGAAUAAUGCGAUUGCCCGCAACAGAAUGGCCUGCGACCUCAUCAAAGAAGAAGCUUACGAAUAUAGGCCUUUAGCAAUUCCUCUGUAACUGAAAUUCCACUUCAAGUGUUCCCUUCAAAUCCUCCAAUUUAGAAAGCUUCUUCUUCUGUGUCUCGACCUUAGCAUAUCCGACGGUCAAAUUCAUGCAAGGCAGGGACACACUAAUUCAGCAACUAGGUCAAGGACGUCACGCUGAUUUAAGGACACCACCAUUUUAAGGCGGAACUUUUUUCUUCUCUUGAAUUCUUUAUUUAGAUUUGUACUUUUUAAAAAGAAUGGUGAUUUUGAAUUCAUUUUUUACUGUUUUGUAAUUUUUUGAAUAUGCUCUCUUUUCAUAAUCUGAUAACCUUCAAGUUGAAGUGCAGAAUUUAUGUCUCUCAUUCAUUGUAGUCAUUUUUUCUAAUUACUUUAACAUUAUGUUUGGUUCAAGGAAUUCGGAAGAAAAGAAAAGAAAAUGAUUCUCUCUCUUUCUUUACCAAAAUAGAGAAAUUCGGUUUCCUCUCCUUUUAUUUUACUUUCUUAUUUUCUUCUCUCAAACCAAACAUGAAAAAUUGUUUUUCCUCUCAUUUUCUUUCCUUUUUCCUUUCAAAUUACUUGAACCAAGCAUAGUGUAAGAGGUAUUCAUUGUUUUUGAAUUAAAGCAAUGUUUUUUAC